This is a messenger RNA of Lytechinus variegatus (green sea urchin), 3299 nucleotides long. RefSeq lists its product as uncharacterized. Gene Ontology annotation, cellular component: mitochondrion. The record is from RefSeq and is a predicted model, not a curated record. Gene Ontology annotation, molecular function: RNA methyltransferase activity; RNA binding. Gene Ontology annotation, biological process: rRNA methylation. The transcript is spliced from 9 exons. Lineage: Eukaryota; Metazoa; Echinodermata; Echinoidea; Temnopleuroida; Toxopneustidae. Bases 135 to 1934 code for a protein of 599 amino acids.
AGCUUCAAUCGGUAAUCCGGGCUCAAAACUCACAGUUUGAAACUGAUUUCAACGUGUUUUUCGACUUGUAGCCCAACGGUCUCACGUUGCCAGAGACCAACUUCUUUCUGUUACUUGUAUCCAUCUCAACAAAAAUGUUACCUCACCCUAUCAAAAUGAUGGGUAUAUUUUCAUGUAGAGGCCUCCUCAUUCCUCCUCCCGCAAUUAGUCCAACUCGAAGGUAUGUUAUUCAGCUAUUUGGAGAAAGUUCAAAGAAGGAGUCAAUGCUUCAUCCAUCAUGUUCCCUAUGCAGUGACAGCAUUCUCCAGUCUCAGAGAAGGUUCAGAUUCUACCAAGCAUUAGACCAUGAUGGCUCAUCAUCAGAAGCUCGGACAUUCUCAACUAGUUGUUAUGCAAUGUCACGAUUCGUCAAGAGAUUUCCGAGAUGGCCUCUAAGAGUUGGGAGGAGAAAUGUCAGAGGAAAGGAGAGAGAGUCUGAAGCCAUUGAAGAAUUCAUGUCACUCCGUAGUAGCAAUGAUUCAUUGGACGGGAAGCUAGUGAAUAAAGUUGUAAGUGACCCAGGAUUUGAAGGAACAUUUGUCAUGCAUGGGAGUCAAACACAAAGCAAUGCUGUUGACCAAAGAAUUGCUCAACGGCCAGUUCAGGUACCCAAAGACAAUCUAGAUGUACCUGUCAGUGACCAAAGCCAAAGUGGUCAAGAAAGGGUGUCUCCUGAUAGUUGGAACAGUGAGUGUCAGGACAUGAGUCAGAGAUUGGAUAGGGAUAGGAAAACCAGGAUACAUGGGUCAAGAAAUGUAUUUAAGCAAGGAAGAGCUAUACCUACAGGUCAGGUGCUCAGGGACAUGCCAGAUACAUGUAGAAACGGUGAACAGCAAGGCAGGAAACAGACAAUGGGUAAGGACACCAGAAUUUACAAAUCGAAAACCAAUGACCUCGAUGUAAUGCAGGGUAGGGAGAGUUCUUCGGAAGUGUAUCCAGGACCUAAUAUCAAGCCAACGGAUGUAGAAACUGUGAGUGCUGAUCUUCUAGAAAUGGACUCUAGGAAACACUCUGGUGCACGCUGGAAGUCAACAGCUGAAGAUCAAAGAAGUAAUCAAGAGAAUGAGAAGAGAUCAUCAAGCCUUCAUCAUCGUGAGAGAACCAAAGAGCAGAUAAGAAUUCCACGUGGCCGUGACCUGCUCUAUGGCAUUUCCCCAUGCUUCCUUGCUCUAAAACAUGCUAAAAGGGAAGUCCACCAGCUGUAUGUCACAUCUACUUUCCAGAACUCACAAAGGCCAGAGGUCAAAGAAAUUCUUGCCUUAGUGGAGGAGAGAGGUCUGAGGAUGUGGCAAACAAACAGACGAGUGUUGGAUAGAUUUACAGAGCAGAGGCGUCAUCAGGGUAUGUGCAUGGAGACCAGUCGCCUCUACUUUGAUUCUCUCUUAGACGAAGAAGGAUAUGAUGAUUUCACUUCAACCUCAGUAAGACUGGUCCUUGACCAAAUCCAUGAUCCCAUGAACCUAGGGGCAUUGCUACGAUCAGCAUAUUUUCUGGGGAUUGAUAAAGUCGUCGUCAGCAAGAAAAACUGCUGUUCCCUGACUCCUGUAGUAAGCAAGGCCAGCAGCGGUGUCAUGGAGAUAAUGCCUGUUUAUGCUGCACCACACAUUCCUUCAUAUCUUGAGAAUGAGAAGCAGAAAGGAUGGAGUGUAGUUGGUGCUUCUGUUGGUAGCUGCAGCUCUUCAAAUGAGAGUAUUCCCUGUAACAAGUACAAGCAAACAGGCCCAACUCUUCUUGUAGUCGGAAAUGAAGGAUUUGGUCUGAGUAAUGACAUCAUUGAGCAGUGCUCCGAGUUCAUCUCUGUACCAGCAGGAAGACAGCUGCAUGCUGGGAUAGACUCGCUUAAUGUUUCAGUAGCUACAGGUAUACUUCUGCAUUCAAUCUUGGGAAGAAGGUGAACUAUUGCAAUGGACACUGAGGGCCUACUACAGAGGAAAGCAAAGAAUGAUGUUUGUGCAAUAUUUGUCCCUUAUUUUUUUAACGUGAUGUUUGAAUCUCGACCAUACAAUGAUGAAUCAUGACAGAAAGCCUUUCAAAGUGUGUAUUGUUAAAAAAUCUUGUAAAGUAAAAUCUACGACAAGAAAAUAUGGAGUAUUCUUAUGGUAUUCAUCCACAAUUUCAUUUGUAUGAAGAAGGGCGGAGGCAAAAAGUUCAACUGCCACUUCCACAAACAUUAAAAGCAUUUCCACUUUGCCAUUUUGUAAUCAUUUGACCAUGGGGAAAAAUAAAAAAAAGUUGCUGAAAAAUCAACAUUUCCAUCAAAGCACUUUGAUUUAGUUGUAAACUACCAAGAAAAUAAGUGAUAUUCCCUUCUUUAUUGACUCUGAAAUAUUGAUUUCUGGAAAUUUCAGUUGAUGGUGACUGCUGACAUCAAUAGGUACUCUAUAUGUGGCGCAGGGUGAAAUUGACGGAUUGAUAUUAUAGGCAUGAAAGUACAUUUGAUGCCAAUAGAUACUCAAAGAAGUUGCAGAUUCAUUGAUCUUCCUUUUAUUCAUAGUUCAUACUCUUUCUUGACUUGAAAAAAAAAAUGUAUAAGAUAGACUCAUAGGGCACUGCGUGUAUGGGUACUGGGAAAUAGUUCAUUGACCUGUCCAACUUAACCUGUCUUAGAUCUGAUACAAUUUCUAAGUAGAGUUACUAGGAAAUACUGUUGUGAGUGCCCACUUCCCCACAAAACUUAUAUUCCAGUAAUAUCUUUGAGUGAUGUGUCAUUUAAUUUUUUUUUGUAUGGGGGGGGGGGCUGAUUGUGACCCCCCCCUCAUCCCAGGAUUGAAAUAGCAAACUGCAAUUGCUACACUGAAACAGAGAACAUUUCUCCAACAAAGGUUUUCUUCGGAAUUUGUGACCAGGGGCCCGUUAUACAAAAGUUAGCAAUGAUCGUAAGACAUUUUCUACGAUUGAUUCCAUUGACUUCAAUGUACAAAUAAUCAUGAAAUCAAGUUUACGAUUAAUUGCUAACCUUUGUGUUACGGGACCCUGAUCACAUUAUUCAAGGAUUCAUUUGGGUAUGCUCAUGUCAACCUCAACACCUGAAUCAAGGUCUUCAUGAAUGGAUUUGAUUUCUGCAACAAUUGCAAGUGCAGUACCAUGCUUAUACUUAUAUGUCUGUUUGAGUUGCUUUAUCCCACUUACACCAACUGUCUUCUCCUUGUUGACAAUGGUUGUUCAUCAUUUUUUUUUAUAUUUAUAGUUUUUAUUGAAAAUCAACACAAAUCACAAUUUUUGCAUAUGAUUAACAAGAUUAGAAUAAAAUUACAAAAUAA